AUGACAGGAUCUCCCAUUGUAGACACGACAUCGGGCCGUCUUCAGGGAUUCACGCAUGCUGAACACAAUGUCCAUGUCUUUAUGGGCAUUCCAUACGCCAUGCCACCUGUGGGCGAUCGUCGGUACAGACCACCUGAGCCAUACAAACCAGAGGGUGACCCUGCGACUGUUCGACAAUGCUUGCAGGCAGGCCGAGCAGCGCCACAGACCCAAAUGCCCUUUGAUACCCUUAUGAGUAUCCAGAUCGACCCAGACAACCAGUCCGAGGAUUGUCUGUAUAUAAACGUGUGGACACCCACCGUUGAUCCUGCAGCCAAGCUACCUGUUCUUUUCUGGAUCCACACGGGUGCCUGCAUGAGUGGCUGUGGAGAUCAGUCGUUCUGGGACGGUACCAACUUUGCACGCAAGGAUGUGGUGGUCGUGACAUUUAACUAUCGUCUAGGUGCGUUAGGGUGGAUGACACUGGAUCAUCUAUCCAAUGAUUUUGACGGAUCUGCCAAUUAUGGGUUAUUGGAUCAGAUCGUGGCUGCUGAAUGGGUCAAAGACAAUAUUGCAACAUUUGGAGGUGAUCCCAACAACAUCACUGGCUACGGCUCAUCUGCAGGAGCAACCUGUCUAAUGGCCAUGUUAAUAUCUCCACGCGCGGGUCGAUUCUUUGAACGCGUCAUACUGCAAUCCCCACCCAUGUUCCACUUUAGUCCGCGCGAUUGGGCCAAGUUCAAGGGCGACAUUUUCAUUCGAUCCAUGGGCAUUAGCCCUGACCAACUGGACGAGUUACGAGAAGUGGAUGUGCAGACGAUAUUGGACGCACAAUCGUUCAUGACGACCUGGCCCAAUUUCUUGGAAGGCUUGGCACCUGUAGGCCCUGCAGGCGAUGACAACAAGACGCUACCGAGCUCCUUGAUUGAGUACUACUUUCACCAUCCCUUGCCAGACCACUACAAAGACUUGGACAUCAUCAUUGGCUACACGCGCGACGAAUUCAAUUUCUUUUUCCCGUUCUUGCCCAAUUUCCAAGAAAUGGACGAUACCAUGUUUGUCAGAACCUAUUUCGCCCAUGUGUUUGGUCGGAAAUAUGCACGCGAAGCAUACGAGAUAUACAAAUCCCAGAUCGUACCGCCGUUUUCACCACCUAGUGAAGUGGCGCGAUACAUGUGCUCAGAUGUCAUGUGUAGGAUAUCAGUGCUGUUGACCGCGGAAAAUCUAGUCAAACACGGCCACAAGGUGCAUUUGUAUGAAUGGCGCUACGAGUCGAACGAUGUUGAGAACAUUAUCAAGGCAGCCCAUAUGGUUGAUGCCAUUUUCUCGUGGGAUAACCUUCACUUUUGGGAAGGCAAUCCAUUUUUGGGUCCUGGUGAUGAGUAUGAACGUGAUCGGAUAGCCAAGCAAGUGUCUCAAGCUAUUGUGGCGUUUGCCAACACCGGUAGUCCCAAUCAUCAGGGUAUUCCGCAUUGGCCACUGUAUGACGUGAAUGAGCGCAAGGCUAUGAUAUUUUGGCAAUAUCAUUUUGUGUUUAGUGCGGGUCCGGACUCAGGCACAUCUGUCAGAUUCCGUUUCCUUCAUCUCAUUUCCAUUCCUCAAUAA
Molecule: messenger RNA, 1584 nt
Organism: Zychaea mexicana
Lineage: Eukaryota; Fungi; Mucoromycota; Mucoromycetes; Mucorales; Lichtheimiaceae
Product: Alpha/Beta hydrolase protein
Exons: 5
Coding region: 1-1584 (527 amino acids)
Source: RefSeq, a predicted model, not a curated record